Messenger RNA from Papilio machaon (common yellow swallowtail), 3335 nucleotides. RefSeq lists its product as uncharacterized. The record is from RefSeq and is a predicted model, not a curated record. Gene Ontology annotation, molecular function: protein binding. Lineage: Eukaryota; Metazoa; Arthropoda; Insecta; Lepidoptera; Papilionidae. The transcript has 6 exons. The coding region runs from base 247 to 2949 and encodes 900 amino acids.
UACAGUGCGGACGUUUGUUUUGCCGGUAUUAUUGUUAGAAAAACGUUUUGGUGUUUAUGACUGAACUUAGUAAAACUUCUUAAGUGAAUACAAUUUAAGUGUAAAAUCAAAAGUUGUCCUUGUGAUAAAUAUUUUUAAUUUAACUGUAACUAGAAAAAUCCCGAUUGAAGUCGCGUUAUGGACUGAGCAACGCGACGUGGUCAACGUGGCGUGGUGUGGCGUGGCGUGGCGUGGUGAGCGCGCACAAUGCGGUGGUUCAGGAAGGGCGAGCCGCCGCGGCUGCUGGCCGUAUCGCCCGACACAGAAACGCGAUCAACUCGCAGAUCCAGAAUCGAUAUGUCCCCAGUGCGUUACUCAAAUAGAAAAAGUAGCAGCAGCUCGGUGGAAACAAAUUUCUACAAUUUAAAUGAUCAAAUCAUUAUUGUAGAUAAAUCACCCCAUUUGUGUCGUGAAAUCGAAACUCCAGCUACAAGACGAGUGUCUUUACAAAACGGUCCCACCUCACCACAAGAAAACUAUAACACGUGUCGUAAAAACCGCGGCGGCUCUUUAGAGAAAGAGUUUAUGGUGUAUAGAGAAAAGCGCAACCCGUUACUCGAUAAAGUGAAAAAUACUAAAUUGUCAUGUUUCAAAUCGAAUGGUCCUCUGCGGCAUUGUGAUGAUGCUGCGUCGACUUCUGGAAGCGAUUGUAGUGGCUUCGGACACGUAGAAGAAAUCAGUCAAUGUCGGUAUCCCGGAAAUUAUUCUGAAACGCACAAUGAGUUUGAGAAUCAUAACCCAUGGGUUAAAAUGCCAAAUUAUGAUGAUGAUGUAUUUUACGCCAAAAGUUCUAUUACUAGUCCUGAUGAGUGUAGGUGGAGGGAAGGCAAAUCACUGAGUAACAGAGGUACUAGAUGCUAUAGCUCUGGUUCUGAGUGUGACCGUUAUCAUGCCAUACCUAAAGCUGGAGCAAAGCUGUCAAAAUCUAGUGACCAAAUAUUUAACGACGAUUUUGAACCUUACAAUGAAGAUUUACCCAUUACGAUUAAAUCUGACAAAAAGACUGAUAAACAUAAGAUUAAAAAUGACAAAGAUACUAUUGGACCCAGUUCUUGUUUAUCCGCUAAAUUGAGAGCUAUGUCUGACAGGUACCUUAAAUCAUCAACAAACAGAUUUUUUUCAAAACUUUACAAACAAAAUGGAGAAGAGGAUGAAGCUGUGAAUAGUGGUAUUGAUAAUGUUACAAAACCUUCUGGUAGUAAAAGUCGUAAAAAAAGAGGGGGCGUAAAAGCAAAGCUAAGAAGUUUCUCAUAUGGAGCUUUGCCUGGCUUGGAUGAAUUUCAAAAGGGUCAAAGUGCGAUAUUCCAUGAUGAUAUUUAUCACGUUUCGUGUGACGAUGAGAAUAUUCUCAUACAUGACUGUGAAGAUGCUGAUUCUGGUAUACUUGUAAAUGAAUCAGCGGCAUCAUCUGUAUUCGAUAGUGACAGAAUAUCAUCGCGAUGUGACAGUUCUGCUUCUCAUUCCAAUCCUCAGGGAGCUUGUCACGGCAGAAGUGUUUCUGGCGACCAAACAUAUAAAAAAGCUAGAGUAUCAGGGAGAAGAAGUAGAGAUAGAACUGAAUGUGCCAAGUCUAAAGUCCGCCAUAGUCAAAGAGCGUUGUCAUUGGACCGAAAAGAAAUACUACGACGUAUGCCUAAAGAUGGAUUAGAUUAUGAAGAACCACAAUACUUACAAUUGACUGAAAAACAAAAAAUGAGACAAAGGGAUGUAAGUCGUGGAGAUACAGGUAUCCCACCAAUACCACCUUGUCGUAAACCAUCAAAAGGAAAUAAUCAUAACAAAGUGCAUUCAGAAUUUAAAGUUGUCAGAAUUUUAAGACGAAAUCCUACCGACGAACUGGGUAUAUUUAUCGCCAAAACUAAACUGUCCGAUGAAGGUCACGUAGGAUAUUUAGUUGCUCACGUGGUGCCAGGAGGUCUAGCGGCAAAAGAAGGAUCAUUACGAAUAGGCGAUGAGUUGCUGAACGUGAAUGGUCGCAGACUUCGUGAUCUAACUAUGCCAGAAGCCAAAGAAGCCUUAAGAUCAGGUGCAUCGGAAAUAGACAUUGUAAUCUGCAGGCAACGAGAAAAAAAUUCUCCGGAAAUAAGGCAGAGAGAGCAACCACAAAAAAGUCACGUACUCAUGCGGGAGAGUUCAGUAGACUACGAGAACGCUAUCAUUUUAGGAAAGGAAAGGGCUAUCGAUAAAUAUGACGUCAGAGUAGAGCGACGACAGACACAGGACGAAUCAACGUGUAAUCGCGACGCGCUAUCAGCUGCGGACGAGGCGACCGGCGGCGCGCCCGGCCCACCCAGCCAUGCCGGCUCGGCCGGCGGACACUCGCAUUUCCUGAAAGGACAGAACGCGAGCUACAGCAGUAUGAACAACAAGCUCCUGCGCCGACAAGUCGUCAGCUACGGCGGCUCAAACAAGGAGGCACUUGCGCUCAGCUGCGCUAGUGAAGUGGUCGACGUCGACACCCCGGAUUGUGCCGCAGACCGCACCGGUGACAAAACAGAUAGUGAAAGUGAAGUACAAACACCAAGCACAGCUAAUUUCUGCACCCUCCCUAGGCGACCGCGUGCGCCUACGCACACUUACCAUACCAUAACAUUUGAGAAAGGUCACGGCAAGAGACCACUCGGGUUUACUAUAGUCGGAGGACGUGAUUCUCCAAGGGGACCUCUCGGUAUCUUCAUCAAGAGCAUUCUUCCCCAGGGACAGGCAAUUGAAGAUGGGAGAUUGAAAGCAGGUGAUGAAGUACUAGCAGUGAACGGUCAGGCCUGUCAUGAGUUGGCACAUGUAGAGGCGUUGGCGCUAUUCAAGGCAGUACGCAGUGGUACCAUAGAACUUAGAGUCUGCAGAAGAAUCAAAAGUGCACAAUCAACCAAAGCAAAAUCCUGUACAGAUUUACUUAAUGACGACGACUGAGAAUCUUAGAAUAUUACGUUGGAAAUUGGUAACUUAAGUAGUGCUUAGUCCCCAGUCAUAGUGUGGAUGUUCUUGCUUUAUCCCUAGUUUAUAUACUUAAGGACGUUGCAGGUAGAAAAUAAUUUGAUAGUAAGCACAAAAUGCUUAUUAAAGUAGCUGUUCUUAGCUACUUCACGCAACUUAACCGACAAGUUAUUCACGACAAGGUCAACUCAUAGAUUAGAAACGAAUAAGUCAUUAGCGAUGUCGAAAUUAUUUAUUAUAAUAUAAUUUAUUCGCUAAAUGUUAUGACCUGAAGGCAAAUUAGGUUUAUUAAAAAUAAGGUGUCCAAAGCAAAUUUUAAUUGGAAUUUGUCAUUGCUUCAAUGUGAAUGAGUUAAAUUAAGA